UCCCUUCAUUAAUUGCUCCAUCUCGCUGACGGAGCUCUGCUGCUGCCUUCAAGAAGCAGAUGAGAGAGAAGAGAGUGAGGGAAAAGCCCAUUGCUUUCGCUUCGAUUUUCUCCAAGAACUCCAUCGAGAGAGGGAGAGAGAGAGGCGACUAGGAAGGAGGACUCCACAAAGAAGGGAGCAACUCCGAUCCGUGUGCCGGCAGCGAGUUUCCGACGACGAGGAGGAGGAGAGAGAAGCUGGGCAGGGGGAGCCGAGGUCCAUGCCCGCUUCCUCGGUUGCUGCGUGAGACGGCCGUAGGUAGGAGGGGUCGUGAAGCGGGGAUGACGGGGGUGGUGGUGGUUUCCAGCGCGGGGUGCAAGGGCGGCGUCGGCGGCGGGGGGAAGAGGGCCGCCGCCGCCGCCGGCGGCGGAGGUGGCGGCGGGGAGGAGGAGCGACGGCGGCGAGCGGCGGUGCUGGAGCUGCUGCUCGCGGCCGUGCGGCGCUCCGUGGUGGCGUGCCGGGUGGAGCGCGGGGCCGCCGGCGGAGCCGGGUGGCCGGCGAGGGAGGAGGAGGACGACGACGACGACGCGGCGGUGGUGCUCGGGGAGAUGGAGAUUGGCUGGCCGACGAAUGUCCGCCACGUCUCCCACGUCACAUUCGACCGCUUCCACGGCUUCCUCGGCCUCCCUAGCGAGUUCGAGGACGAGAUGCCCUGCCGCGUGCCCAGCGCCAGUGCCAGUGUUUUCGGUGUCUCGGCUGAAUCAAUGCAAUGCACGUAUGAUGGCAAGGGAAAUUCAGUCCCCACGAUAUUGCUUCUCAUGCAGGAGAGGCUGUAUGCCCAGGAGGGGCUGAAGGCUGAGGGUAUCUUUCGCAUCAAUCCAGAGAAUGACCAAGAGGAGCACGUGAGGGAUCAGCUGAACAAAGGAGUUGUACCUGAGGACAUUGAUGUUCACUGCUUGGCCAGCCUGAUUAAGGCAUGGUUCAGGGAACUUCCAGAAGGUGUCCUUGAUGGCCUCUCCCCUGAACAAGUGCUUCAAUGCAAUUCUGAAGGGGAGUUCCUUGACCUUGUGUCGAUGUUGCGCCCCACUCAGGCAGCACUCCUCAAUUGGGCUGUCGAGCUGAUGUCUGAUGUUGUCGAAGAGGAGGAACUCAACAAGAUGAAUGCUAGGAACAUAGCCAUGGUGUUUGCCCCCAACAUGACACAGAUGUCAGAUCCAUUGACAGCCCUGAUGCAUGCCGUCCAAGUCAUGAACUUUCUCAAGACACUGAUCUUGAGGACGCUUCGGGAGCGUGAUGAUGCAGCGACUGGAGAGUACACACCAUACUCAUCUCCAGCAUCAUCCAGUCAGCAUGAUUAUGCCGAGUGCUGCUAUGGCAGCGAGCGGGACAUGGACAGGAGCUGUGAGCUGAGCGACAUGCACAGCCAGAUCAGCAAGUCUGGGCGACAUGCAGACUAUCUCGUACGCUAUAACACCUGUUUCGACAGCGAACAAGAAAUAGAUGACCAUCUGAGUGAAGUUGAAGAAGGUUUCUUGCAUCGGUUGGAGUGUGUUCUUGAAGCAGAAAGACCAGAGGAAAGCACAAGAGAGCACUGCGAAAUAAUCUCAGAGGCCAUGGCCGUGGAGGAUGCUGAGCUGAAAGCUGAAACCAAAGCAGUGGAGGGACAGAAUGAAGAGGUUGCAGAACAGCUAUAAUGAUGGAUGAUGGAAGUUCUGUGUUUUCAGGCAGUAAAUCUUGUGAUUGUAACUACUGAGCACUGACCAAUGGUCUCUAUCCAACGCCUGGUUGAAUGUAUUGCUCCAGUGUAUGUGUAUGGUGUAAACUUGGCUUAUCCUAUGGAUGCAUGGUGCCCCUUGGUUACCUGGGACUAUUCAUGGAAAUGGUCAUUAUGUGCAGGCUCAUCUGUAACAUGAGCCCUUAACUCAUCUAA
Messenger RNA from Sorghum bicolor (sorghum), 1909 nucleotides. Its product is annotated as rho GTPase-activating protein 2. The record is from RefSeq and is a predicted model, not a curated record. The transcript has 5 exons. Gene Ontology annotation, biological process: signal transduction. Gene Ontology annotation, molecular function: GTPase activator activity. NCBI's taxonomy places the organism in Eukaryota, Viridiplantae, Streptophyta, Magnoliopsida, Poales, Poaceae. Bases 321 to 1673 code for a protein of 450 amino acids.